AUGCUCAGCCACAUCCAGGGACCUAUAAAUAUUUCACCGCAGCUUCUGCGCCUGUUCCAGGCGCAGCGGGCGGUGGCCCCCCGGCACUCAGCCCCGUUCCCCCAGGGCUCGGCGGACUCCUACACCAGCCGCCCAUCCCUGGACUCCGACGUGUCCCUGGAAGAGGACCGUGAGGGCGCCCGGCGCGAGGUGGAGAGCCAGGCUCAGCAGCAGCUCGAGAGGGCCAAGCACAAGCCGGUCGCCUUCGCUGUGCGCACCAAUGUCAGCUACUGCGGGGCGCUGGAUGAGGAGUGCCCGGUGCAGGGAGCCGCCAUCAACUUCGAAGCCAAAGAUUUCCUGCACAUCAAGGAGAAAUACAGCAAUGACUGGUGGAUCGGGCGCCUAGUGAAGGAGGGGGGGGACAUCGCCUUCAUCCCCAGCCCCCAGCGCCUGGAAGCCAUGAGGCUCAAGCAGGAGCAGAAAGCCAGGAGAGCUGGCAAUGCCUCGGGCCUCGGCGACAGCGGGAGCCGGCGAUCGCCUCCCCCCUCCUUAGCCAAGCAGAAGCAGAAGCAGACGCAGCACAUCCCACCCUACGACGUGGUGCCCUCCAUGCGGCCCGUGGUGCUGGUGGGGCCCUCACUGAAAGGAUACGAGGUCACCGACAUGAUGCAGAAAGCCCUCUUCGAUUUCCUCAAGCACAGAUUCGACGGCAGGAUCUCCAUCACCCACAUCACAGCUGAUCUGUCCCUGGCCAAGCGCUCCAUCCUCAACAACCUGGGCAAGCAGGCGAUCCUGGAGCGCUCCACCACCCGCUCCAGCAUCGCUGAGGUGCAGAGCGAGAUCGAGCGCAUCUUCGAGCUGGCCAAGUCCCUGCAGCUGGUGGUGCUGGACGCUGACACCAUCAACCACCCAGCCCAGCUGGCCAAGACCUCCCUGGCACCCAUCAUCGUCUACGUCAAGGUGUCCUCCCCCAAGGUCUUGCAGCGGCUCAUCAAGUCCAGGGGCAAGUCGCAGGUGAAGCACCUCAACGUGCAGAUGAUGGCAGCCGACAAGCUGGUGCAGUGUCCCCCGGAGCUCUUCGAUGUGAUCCUGGAUGAGAACCAGCUGGAGGACGCCUGCGAGCACCUGGCCGAGUACCUGGAGGUUUACUGGCGCGCCACGCACCACCCGCCACACGCCCCCCACGCUGUCCCCUCGCCCACCGGACUGCCAGGCCUGCAGGGCCAGCAGCUGCUGGGGGAGCGCGGCGAGCACUCGCCGCUGGAGCACGACAGCCUGAUGCCAUCGGACGAGGCCGGGGACACCUCGCCCCAGCCUUGGGGAGCCACAUCACAGCGCAGCUCGCGGCACCUGGAGGAGGAGGAGGAGUACGGGGACCCCUACCCCGACCUGUACCAGCCCCACCGGCACCACGGCAGCGGGCCCGGCACGCCGGAGCGCCCGAGCGAGCGCAACCACGACAGGAACUGGCAGCGCAGCCGGCCCUGGGCCAAGGACAGCUACUAGGGGUGGGGAGGCGGGGGUGGGGGGGAGACACGGCUGGAAACCGACACCACCCCCCUCACCCCCCAAAAAAUAACCCCGGGCGCUCCCCGCCUCGCCCCAGCCCCGCGCUGGGGGUGCUCAGACAAUCGAACUCCGCACCGGCAGCUUCCUCUGGCCCGGGCCCCCGGGCACGUUCUUCAGCCAUAAGCACAGCGCGGGGGGGUGGCGGCCAGGAUGCCCUGGGGAUCCCGGGGACAGACACACGCCUUCGCCCUGCCUCAGUGUCCCCUCCCCGGGCCCUGCAUCCCGGGCUGGCUCAUCCUCCGCAGGGCAGCUGCCACGGAGAGCGGGUGCCUCCCCCUUCCAGAAAGGGGAGGUAAAGGAGGUGGGGCGGUUGUAGCAGCAUCGCCCACCCCGCAGAGACCCGAGGAAGAAAGGGAAGGUGCCUGCUCACCCCCCCCCCUCCCCGCACCCCGGGACCCGGCCUGCCCCCUCCCCACCCCUGCAUGGGACCCCCGGGAGGAGCGGGUGACACCACUCGCUUCCCCCCAGCCCCGGUCAGCUCAGCCGCCCCAGCCCCGCUCCCGGGACAGACUCGGGGGGCUGCAGGGGGCUGCUCCACGCUUGCACCCGCCGCCCCGAACCCGCUGUCCCGACGCCGUCACCGCACGUCACCACAGAGUCCUGUAAAUACAGCGCCCACCGCCCGCGGC
Molecule: messenger RNA, 2177 nt
Organism: Hirundo rustica (Barn swallow)
Lineage: Eukaryota; Metazoa; Chordata; Aves; Passeriformes; Hirundinidae
Gene: CACNB3
Product: calcium voltage-gated channel auxiliary subunit beta 3
Exons: 13
Coding region: 1-1485 (494 amino acids)
Biological process (GO): chemical synaptic transmission; regulation of voltage-gated calcium channel activity; calcium ion transmembrane transport
Cellular component (GO): voltage-gated calcium channel complex
Molecular function (GO): high voltage-gated calcium channel activity; protein binding
Source: RefSeq, a predicted model, not a curated record